AUGCCUUACCCUCUCGAUACGCACGUCCUGACUGUGGACACCAAUGUCAUCAACAAGGUCGACACCUCAAAUCCUCAGAACCUCUACAGCAUGUGGACUGUCUUUGCCAAGUGCGCAGAGUCUGUUGAACAGGGCCGCAGGUUAGAGAACCUCAGCUGGCGAUUGUGGAACCGUGAAACGUUCUGCUGCACCGAGGAGGAACAAGCCUCCAUUACCGCCACCAGCUUGCCCAGAGAGAUCCCCCAAACGAGCAGAAUACAAGAUAUUCCUCAACUAUCCGGCAGUGUCGACUCAGAAAACGACGACGAGGCGGUCGACUUCACCUCACUGUCCGCACCCCUCGAGAUCCGCCCUAGAAUCCAAAGACAGGACUCCUGCGCCAGCAACCGCAGCCGUGGCAAAGAACGCCACAUCACUUCCGGCGACUUUGAGAAGAUGGUCGUCUCCAUUAUCAAGGAGAACGAGCCCUUGUCCGCACCUCUCCCGCAAAUGGCCUCCCCUUACAUGCCUCCUAUGAAGGAGACUCCCGACUUGGCACCUGCCUCCCCCGUCUACGAGCACUCCGGAUCUACCACAACCGAGUCGCCUUGCAAGUCAUCGGAAGAAGAGCACUCCCAAGAGCCGACCUCACCCGAAAUUACUUCGCGCACCACCGUCGUCCGUGGUUUCUCUCCAUCCCAGAUCCCCAGAGCCAUUCCUGCCUCUCCCAAGGUUAUCUCUCCCGCCGCCAUUCCCGAGCCGAAGUCGUCGCCCGCCGCCAAGCCCAUCCUGUCAAAGAAGCAGCCCAUGUUCUCCAUUGGCGAGUCCUGCUCCUCAAGUGAGCAAGGCCACAGCAUCGAGAACCUGAGACCUAUUCCCGCUCCUGUCCAGAAGCGCAAGAUGUUCCAGGUCGGCGGCUCCUCUGAGGAAGACAGCUCCCUCAAGAGUGCCCUCGCCUCCCAGCCCGGCUCCCUGCUCAGCGGUCAGAAGAAGACGACUUCCUUCGCCGACCACGUCUCCACCCGUAUGAUUAACGACGACAACUCUGCCAUUGCCGACGAUUCGGAGACCGACUACGUCGAUGAGAGCGCCAUCGAUGACGACGACGAUUCCUCCGACUGGGAAGACUCCAUCGAGGACAGCAACAAGUCCAGCAUUGAUGAGAAGACCUUCUUCCAGCGUGUCGACUCCAAGGUCAACUUGACUUCGCGCCGUUCCUUGAUCACACUCAUGGUGACAGAGCAGAACGACCGUUCUACUAAGCUUAGCAACAUUGCUUCCCAGUCUACCUCGGCACUUCCCUGGUCGCGCACCAGCCACCCGGCUCCUCCCACCUUGGCCGUCUCCCCCAACGACUCCGAUGAUGCCCCUCUCAUGAUGAAGCGCGGCAAUCGCUCUUCUCCUUUGAAGCCCAUCAACGAGGUGCCUCGGUCGGCUGCCCAGCCUAUUCAUGCCACGGCCAGCCACAGCCACCUCCAGGCUGCUCUGUCUCCCCGAACUACCCGUCGCAACAUGCUUGCGACUGAGUUGACCGAGUCUCUUCGCCGCAACCUUCUCUGGGAGCGCCAGCAGAAGUCGUCUACCGCCAAUGCCGUCCUCAAGAGACGUCACACCUCCCACGACGUCGCCAACCUGAAGCAGUACCCCGAGAAAGUCUGCCUCAAGAAUGGAGACGCUCCUGUCAACCCCCAGUACUUCUCCAAGGACACGGACAACUUUGGAGGCUACCACUCCAAGGGAUGGUAA
Molecule: messenger RNA, 1725 nt
Organism: Colletotrichum phormii
Lineage: Eukaryota; Fungi; Ascomycota; Sordariomycetes; Glomerellales; Glomerellaceae
Exons: 2
Coding region: 1-1725 (574 amino acids)
Biological process (GO): mitochondria-nucleus signaling pathway; negative regulation of transcription by RNA polymerase II; regulation of nitrogen utilization
Cellular component (GO): cytoplasm
Source: RefSeq, a predicted model, not a curated record